Molecule: messenger RNA, 1611 nt
Organism: Hydractinia symbiolongicarpus
Lineage: Eukaryota; Metazoa; Cnidaria; Hydrozoa; Anthoathecata; Hydractiniidae
Product: secreted frizzled-related protein 3-like
Exons: 4
Coding region: 406-1284 (292 amino acids)
Biological process (GO): canonical Wnt signaling pathway; non-canonical Wnt signaling pathway
Cellular component (GO): plasma membrane
Molecular function (GO): Wnt receptor activity; Wnt-protein binding
Source: RefSeq, a predicted model, not a curated record
GGCUUAUUACAGGAAUUUAAUACGUCUCAAGAGGAUGUGUUUAUAUCUAUAAUUACUUUGAACUGCUCAGAGGCGGACGUGUUAUAUGUGAUCCGCUUAAGAAUUUGUUUUUAUAUACAUUUUUUUUUAUAUACAUCCAACAUCAUAUUACUUACUCACCACUUUGGAAAGCAGUUCAACUUCGGAUUAAAGAAAGUCACGUGAUAAAUACGCAAAAAAAGUCAGAACAAAAACGAAGAUUUGUUAUUGUCACGCAUGUUUUAACGUGGGCACUACAGUUACAUGUAGGAAGAAAUUCGAAAUAAAGGAAUUGUGAAGCUAUCAGACAGAAACACAGGAACAAUACAAAAACGUAGCAUAACAUCAAGAAUCGAUUUUAAAAAUUGGAGAAAAGUAACAUUCAAGAUGAAGGCCUUACUUACCUUGUGUUUUUUUAUGCACGCGCAUUGUUUUUUCUACAAUCUUGGUGCGUCCAAGGAACAGCAGUGUGUGCCAGUUAAAAUAAAGCAAUGUAAAGGACUUGGUUAUAACGUCACCAGACCUGUUGAUCUGUACUCGUCUGUCGUCAGAAACGUUGAGAACGGAAAAAAAUACAUUGAGUUGCUGGAGAAAACACCGUGUUCAAAGUACGCCGUGUUUUUUUUAUGUUCGAUUUAUUCACCUAUGUGUUUCGCUGGACACAAGGAACAAAUCAAACCAUGUAGGUCUGUGUGUUACAAUGUUAAACGAAGGUGUGGCCCUAUAAUGAAUUACUAUGGUAUAGAGUGGCCGGAAGAGUUGAGUUGUGAAAAAUUACCCGAGCAUAACAGUGGAGUGUGCAUUCAGCCAGAUGUCUUCUAUUCUGCGAAACAAGGAAGAAAACGUCACGUGAAAAAUUUAUCUUCGUCAAAGGCUGUUGUGUGUAAAAAAUGCAAAAAACACCCCAGCCACAUCAAAUAUCGACACUACAGAAAAGCUGCCUACGUUAUUGAAGCUUCGAUAAUGUCACGUGAAACAACAGCCAAUGGGAGAACGAAGCUUUAUGUCAACAUCACACGAAUACUUAAACAAGGUCGAGUGAAAAUAAAACUUGGUAAAAUGAAGCUAUGGGCACCCACAAAAUGUAUAUGUCCAAAAAUUGAUUUUGACGAAAAAUAUUUCAUCUUUGGAGCUGAGCAUACUGAUGGCAAGGGAAGAUUGCUUUUUGACGGAAAAGCUCACAUCUUGCCUUUUAAAGAUGGACAUGCCAAAGUUAAAAAGUGGCAAAAGAAAUGUAAAGAACGAAACUGUGGAAUUAAAAACUAAACAAUGAAUGCGUAUUUUGUGAAAAUAUAUAUAUACAAAAUCGAAAGAAGUUUAAAAGGAAGUAGUUUGAGCUUGGCCGACAUGCUGUUGUCAUUGCAAAUGACUUAAAUUUUCUGGUAAGAACAACUAUCUCCUGAAACUAUUUGUACAAAAACGUUUCCGAAGAGCUGAGAAGUAUUACGUAUGGAUAGACCCUGAAAUAUUUUGUAAAUAUAUUACUUUAAAUUUUGUAAAAAAAAACUGCAAUCCACAUUGUAAAGUAUACCGUAAAGUUACGUACCUUGUUUAACAGACUCUUGUGAACGAGAAGAUAGAUCGAAUAUAUAA